Enhydra lutris kenyoni (northern sea otter) is the source of this 2528-nucleotide messenger RNA. Its product is annotated as A-kinase anchoring protein 8. Lineage: Eukaryota; Metazoa; Chordata; Mammalia; Carnivora; Mustelidae. The transcript has 14 exons. Gene Ontology annotation, molecular function: DNA binding; protein kinase A regulatory subunit binding. The record is from RefSeq and is a predicted model, not a curated record. Gene Ontology annotation, cellular component: nucleus; nuclear matrix. Bases 50 to 2131 code for a protein of 693 amino acids.
UCCUGUGGCAGCCUAGAAAAAGGGGCUGCUGGCGGUCCGAGCUGAAGACAUGGAGCAGGGCUACGGAGGCUAUGGGGCAUGGAGUGCUGGACCUGCCAACACCCAAGGUGCCUACGGAACUGGUGUGGCCAGCUGGCAAGGUUAUGAAAACUACAAUUAUUAUGGCGCACAGAACACCAGUGUCAACACAGGAGCGACCUACAGCUAUGGCCCAGCCUCAUGGGAGGCCACCAAGGCCAGUGAUGGCCUGGGAGCUGGGGGCCCUGCCGUGCACAUGGCUUCUUACGGCCCAGAGCCAUGCACCGACAAUUCCGACUCCCUCAUUGCCAAGAUCAACCAGCGUUUGGACAUGAUGUCCAAGGAAGGAGGCAGGGGCGGGAGCAGCGGCGGUGGGGAGGGCAUGCAGGACCGGGAGAGCUCCUUCCGCUUCCAGUCGUUCGAGUCCUAUGACUCCAGGUCUUGCCUCCCCGAGCACCAUCCUUAUCGCCCCAGCUAUAGCUACGAUUAUGACUUUGACCUGGGGCCUGACCGAAACGGUGGCUUUAGUAAUCAGUACAGUGACUGCCGAGACCCAGCCCGUGAGCGGGGCUCCCUUGAUGGCUUCAUGCGGGGCCGGGGCCAGGGCCCGGGCCGCUUCCAGGACCGGAGCAACCCCAGCACCUUCAUGCGCAGCGACCCUUUCAUGCCGCCUGCAGCCCCCUCAGAGCCCUUGUCUGCUCCCUGGACAGAGCUGAACUAUGUGGGUGGGCGGGGCCUCGGAGGCCCCUCCCCCAGCCGGCCACCGCCUUCCCUGUUCUCCCAGUCCGUCGCCCCUGACUUCGGUGUGAUGGGCAUGCAGGGGGCCGGCAGUUAUGACAACUCGGUGUCCUAUGGAUGUGGCCGGUCACAGACCCGGAUGAGGGAUCGGCCCAGGCGGAGAGGGUUUGACCGCUGUGGCCCAGAUGGCAUGGGCAGAAAACGGAAGCAGUUCCAGAUCUACGAUGAGCCAGAUGCCAAACUGGCCCGGGCUGAUAGCGAAGGAGAUUUUUCUGAAAACGAUGAUGGAGCUGCUGACUUCCGGUCAGGAGAUGAAGAAUUCAGGGGUGAGGAUGAAUUCUUCGACCCCGGGAGGCAGAGAGGAGAGAAGGACGAUGAAGAUGAUGAAGUAAAGAAGAGAAGAGAAAAGCAAAGGAGGAGAGACCGGAUGCGAGACCGAGCGGCCGACAGGAUUCAGUUUGCCUGUUCUGUGUGCAAGUUUCGUAGCUUUGAAGAUGAAGAAAUCCAGAAGCAUCUACAAAGCAAAUUUCACAAAGAGACACUGAGGUUUAUCAGUACCAAACUCCCUGACAAGACGGUGGAGUUCCUCCAGGAGUACAUCGUAAACAGGAACAAGAAAAUUGAGAAGCGGCGUCAGGAGUUGAUGGACAAGGAAAGCACAAAACCCAAACCAGAUCCUUUCAAAGGGAUUGGCCAGGAGCACUUUUUCAAGAAGAUAGAGGCUGCUCACUGCCUGGCUUGUGACAUGCUGAUCCCCGCGCAGCAUCAGCUCCUCCAGCGGCACCUGCACUCGGUGGACCACAAUCACAACCGCCGGUUGGCUGCUGAACAGUUCAAGAAGACCAGUCUCCAUGUGGCUAAGAGUGUUUUGAACAACAGACACAUAGUGAAGAUGCUGGAAAAAUAUCUCAAGGGUGAAGACCCUUUCACCAGCGAAGCUGUCGAUGCAGAAAUCGAAGGAGAUGACAAUUUAGGAGGUGAGGAGAAGGAGGAGACACCCGAGGAGGUGGCCGCGGAGGUGUUGGCUGAGGUCAUUACGGCAGCAGUGAGAGCGGUAGAUGGGGAAGGAGCGCCGGCUUCAGCAGGCAGUGACACGCUGGCCCAAGGGGUAGGCCCCACGGACGCAGCCCAAGCCGCUUGCGGUCCCCACUCCGAACACCUGGUGGGAGUGGAGGCACCAUGUGGCAUGGCCUCCGAGAAGAGCAGCGCUGAAGUGGAGGCAGGAGGUGAAGCUGUCGAGGCCGGAGGGGACAUGCAGGCAGCCGCAGCAGAGGCGGAAGGCCCCAUGAGGGUCGUGACUCCGGCCCCGGCUGUCACAGAAGCCGAAGCAGAACAGACUGAUGCGGACCCCAAAGACGUCCCUCCCACAGAGUGACCCUCCUCCCUGUCACCAGGGAUGUGUUUCAUCACGCAUUGCUCUUUUCUCCUUUUGUUUGUAAGCAGAACUAGGGUGUGUGUUUCUGGAACAUGCUGGAAACUUUGGUGAAGAGACCCAGCCAUUUGCUUCAAAAAAGUGUACCUCACGGGCUUGUGUUCUAGAGUUGUAUGGCUUUCUGCCUCGGUUCGAAGGCUGCAGAAGUUGUACAUUCCCCAUGGCUGUGAAGUCUCUCCACACUGCAGUUGGAAUAAUAAAAGUUGGGUAAUUAGAUUUUGAUGAUAUUUUACUUGUUAAAUACAGCAGCUGGCUGAAUGCCCUUUUUAUUUUAUUUUUUUUCUGAGAGCAGCUUAAUACUGGGAUGUAUCUUGCUUUAUACAGGAUUUUUUUUUUUUUU